Amoebophrya sp. A120 is the source of this 3015-nucleotide messenger RNA. The record is from the annotation of a GenBank genome assembly. NCBI's taxonomy places the organism in Eukaryota, Dinophyceae, Syndiniales, Amoebophryaceae.
UGACCUCGAAUUUCUUGAGGAUGAUGCGGACCACCAGCUGUCAGCAGGCUCCGAAGAAGACGAUGAAGAUUCGUUCGCUGAAACAGGCUUAUUGUUGUCGGAGAUGAAACAACAUCAGAAGCUCAGUCCGCGCGUUGGGCUCGGUGGCAGCAGCACCAGCGGAGUGGCGGUUUCGAACAGGAACGGCAAGGCAACCAGAACGACGCGGGUCGGUAUCAGUGGCAGCUUCAGCGGUGGCGCCGGUACAACGGGUCCCGGUUCCCCACCUCGCAAGACGGCUGUUGGUUCAAAGGGUUCGAGAAAUACAAAAGUUUUCGACUCCUCCUCUCCGAGCAAAAACAGUAGCAGUAGGAGGACGACAGCAAUGAUGUCACCUGGACGAACAUCAAACCGAAUCCGAGACACGCAGAUAGGUUUUUCACCGUCUCUGUCAUCAGCUGAUCAACCUGACUUUCCCGCCUCGUCGAGAAAAACCACCCUGAUGCCGGUGUCCUACGAGGACGAGUUCUGUGAGCAGCAGAUCCUUCCACCGCCCCCCACACGAAUGUCCAUGAUGUACCGGGGAAACCGGGUGUCCUCCAUGUUCGCGCAGUUGCAGCCAAAAAAACGCGAGGCCGAGCUGCUACUGGAGAACGUUUUGAAUGAAAAGUCGACUAUCAAGGAAAAACGAGCCACCAUGUUCUUCUCUACUCCGACCAAGGAUGGCGGCGGUCCGGUCCGGAGGAGCGGCUGGAAUGGUGGAGGUCUGCGGAUGACGAAAAUCUCCGAAGACGGAACAUCCAGUGCUGGUGGAACAAGAUCCACGACCACGCGGGCCUCGUCGCGGAAGAGCGGCACGGCAACGAACGAUUUUUCGCCCAGAAUGAAUAAUAACACAGCUGGAGGCGGCUCUGGACGAAGUAGUAGCAUGAGGCCUGGUUUUGGUCUCCCUGGGAACAGAAUGAAUCGCUCGUCAAGAACAUCGCCGACCUCUUCGCGUACAACCAGGGCUGCUGGCCCUGUUUUAUCUCCGCAAAAUAUGCACAUGCGAAAGACUAGCAGUCGCAAAACACAGAUUUCGAUGCGGAAGACGAACAGCCGAAAAACGACGCUGGGGCGGGAUCUCGGGCUCUUUGCGUCGAUGGAAGAUGAAAUAGAUGAAGAGGCGGGAAUGGGCUUGGAAGAAGAGUUCGAUGAAUCCACAACAGCAUUGCAAGGCGAGCAAGACUUGGAACAAACGAAUGUUCAAAACAAUAGAAAGCAGUCCACCUCCAAACGAGUGGUCGACAGCACCACCUCUGGUAGGAAGAGCGCAAGACCGGGAGGCGCACUGUCAGGAGGAGCGGGACCUCAAGGGGCAGCAGCCAGCAAGAACAGGGCAAAAAACCACAUCAACAGUCGCCGGACGGUAGGUCCGGGCUCGGAAGAUGGAUCCUCGUGCGCAGUUGGAGAAGAUGAAGAGCAGAAAAGCGGUGUUGCCGACGUCGGUAAUCUUCCAGGAACUGAUCAGCGUACCGACGGCAGCAGUGCUUUCAGCGCGUCUCAAUCUCAAAGCAACACAUUUUUCCAGCCUGCAGAAACGCCGACCAUUGUGCUCAAUGGUGGUGCACCAGAAGGAGCAUCUGCAGUAGCAGAAUCUGAGCUGCAAUCUUCAGGCUCUCUUCGCUUCGGGCCGAAAGAUCCGGCAGCCGAACUGGUAACAUCAGCACCUGCCGCGAAUCCCGGAGGAGCAAAAGAAGCGGACGGGGACCUGCACAAGCCUCAACUCGCGAGCAGACAGACGCCCGCGCCGGCCACCGCUCUGCAGUACAUCCCGCGACUGCACCAAACGCCGCGACUGGUGCCGGGGAUGGGUACCGGCAAAAAUUUUGCGAAAGGAACUACAAUGAUGAACUCCGAUCGAGAAAAGGAUUUCAAAGUCAUCAUCCUGUUCGCCGACACCGAGUCGCGGAGCAUUUGCGAAGUAAAGUUGCGGUUUGGAAUUUUAUCCGGGAAACAGUACUGCAACAGGGAGCUGCUAUUCUUUUCUACAAGUUCCGGCAGGACUAUAAGUGGAAGUCAGCAGACAAAAAACUGUGGCAACCUGCUCAACACGGGAUUUAUUCUGCGCGAAGAGGGAGACGGUCCUGGUUACGUACAGAAGAGCGACGCCAAAAGCGCUAAGCAUCUGGCGAAUCUGAUUCUGCAGCAGUAUGGAGGAUUGAAGCCUGGAACUACUACUGGAUCGAACAGCAAAGCGGCACUUCACGGUGCCGCGUCUCAACAUCAAGUACCAAAGAGCAUCGGAAAAAGAGUUUACUUCUUUGUCGGUACGAGUGCUAGUGGUCAUUCCAACACCAGCAGAACCACGAAAAAAGCUCUUCCAUUAGUGCCGAACCCCGCGGACCUCUUCGUCAACACCCGCUUCGGAAGUCCGAACAGCGGGAAAAAAUCCAAUUUUCUCACGACAGGAGCUGCGAGCAAAGCUGCUCACCUACUGAGAAGGGGCAGCGUCAUGUUCCUGUCAGCUGCAGCAGAUGAUACUCAAAAAAAUAACACCGCCGACGACCGAGCGGCGGAUAGCAGCGAUGAGGAAGAGCAACUUGUUGGAACCAGAACAGGAAAAAGAGAUGAACAAAACCCACGCUCUUCUUCAUCCUUUAGUACUUCUGCGGUUGCAAAGUCGAAAGAACAUUAUGUGAAGAUGAAAAGCGACCACUUCGCCCGGUCCGCGGACUGCUUGAAUGCGUUUGAAAUCGCGGAAAUGCUCUACGAGUCCGAAGAUCCGAUGGUUUUGAAACCAACCGUGCACUCGUUUUCCUUCGACUACGCUACGACGGCAGAUUUGGAUCGAGGAGGACUCAUGUUUUUCAGUUUGUGAUGCCGGGGAUACAUGAUUGGUGCAGUAAAUGCACCGCGGUCGAGGCGGACGCAAAAAGACAUGAUGAGGAUGCUGCGCAGGAAAUGCGUAGGUGGGAAGUCUGUGUUGCAAAAACACAAACCUUCACUUCUGAUUCUCUAUCUGGUCAUUUCAACUCAUUCAUUUGUAAAACGCGG